This is a messenger RNA of Aspergillus aculeatus ATCC 16872, 1168 nucleotides long. RefSeq lists its product as uncharacterized. The transcript has a single exon. Bases 200 to 769 code for a protein of 189 amino acids. The record is from RefSeq and is a predicted model, not a curated record. NCBI's taxonomy places the organism in Eukaryota, Fungi, Ascomycota, Eurotiomycetes, Eurotiales, Aspergillaceae. Gene Ontology annotation, molecular function: zinc ion binding; nucleic acid binding.
AGGCGGAGAGAGCAAAGAGAGAGAGAUCGCCGCUCCCUAUCUUUGGGUCCUGCACCUUCCCAAGUCCUGGUCUUACUCCUCAUCAUGCUCCAUGACCAAGCAUAUGCAUAGUUAUUCACAACCCUGACAUGAAAAAAUCAAUCAAUCCUAAUUUCGACCUCAAUGGCAGUGAGCAGGUCAUGACAUCAAGCAAUGCGGGAUGCGAAAGCGUAAAUCGAGCUGCCACCGUUACAUCCUCCUCCACUUGCCGGUAAUUCCCCCGACCGUUGCGAUGAUCGUCAAUCAUCUACCUGCCCGGAUUGAUCCUCCGCUUCGCUGCAUGUUCGGCUUUUAUUAUCCAGAUACUAUUCUCAUUCACCACAAGUACCGAACAAAGCGAUCACAUCAGCGACAGCAGCAGACACACCUCAAUGAAUCCCCCAAGGCCCGUUGCGAACCAUCAACACACACAUUGCUCCACUCAAUAAGGCCGUCGUACAUCUUCUUGACGCAGCAACAUUCAUCAUCCUUCAUCUCCCAGACAUUUGGGGCUUGUAUACGUCUCCCGCUCCCCUCUCGCAAAACCCACCUCAUCGAACAAGACAAUCACUUCAUGGACCGCUGCGAAAACUGCGGCGGCGAGGGCCAUCCCACCAAGGAAUGCCCCGUCCCGCGCUGCUACACCUGCCUGAAGCUGGGCCACCUCGCGCGCGCCUGUCCCGACCAGAUCUGUCGCAACUGCCAUCAACGGGGCCACGAGGCGCGAGAUUGUACGGAGACAAAACAAUAAGACACGCACCCAGUGAGCAUGUUCCUCAUCUGUUGGAUUACGAUGACGUGUUGAUCGGAAUGGUAGAUAGAUCACGGCUUUUGGAGUCUUCAGGUUGCAAUCAGGCUUAAAUACACUCUGAUGGGUUUGUCUCGCGAAUCUGGGGAUAAUGGAUAGACUGGAGUCGGGCGCAUAUGGUUCGGUAUCGCAGAAUCUCAGUUUGACCUUCAGAAUCUGCGCGCUUUCCUCGUCGUGGGACUUGCAAGUUUGACUGUAGGUUCAAGUAUUGAUAAUUCUUGGAUGUAUUGCCGUUGGAUGAACGAAGAAAUGAUUCUCAAUGAAUGGAGCUGCUCCCUUGGCAAAUGAGAAUAAUGUACCUAAUUGAGUAACACAGUCAAUGGAACAACCAAAUUCUCAGAC